AUGGCUGAAGACGAAGACGACUACCUGUCGGACAAGUUCCUCGCUGACCUUAAUGCUGCCUCGUCGUCGGAACCCAAGACUUACUCUGCGAGGCGUAAGGAGGCAGAGAAGAAGGCGAAGUUAAAGCAAGAGCAGAAUCGCAUCAAGAGCCGCCGUCAGCUGGAGCUCGAGUCUCGGGAGGCGGGCUUGAGCAAGAGCCUGUUCGAGCGAGCGAAGGAGGAGGAGGCGACUGUCGGGAAAGGAAACAAGGCGCUGGCUAUGAUGAUGAAGAUGGGGUUCAAGCCCGGCCAGUCGCUCGGACAGGUGCAUGAUGAGCCCGCACCGGAGGCAGCAUCUGUAACUCCGGAACGCGCUGUUUCCAGUACGCCAGAAGUGGAGGUGAAAGAGAGCUCGGCAGAACCAUCGAGAGAUGGUACGCCUUUUGAGUCUAUGACCAGAGGCUUGGGCUCUGGUAUCAAACACAGGACGGAGCCGCUACCUCUGAAUGAGUGGGCUGGGAAGAAGGGUAUUGGCUCACUGAAGCGUGGCCCGUCUCCCUCGUCAUUGGAGAGAAUGGCGAAGAUGGCUAAGACUACUGAGGCGGUCGAUCAAGAUACCUUUCGCAGCCGCGCGAGGGAAGAUUACUUGGAACGACGGGCUGAAGGUCGCUUAGCUCCCGCUCAAGCCACUUGCGUGAGCCUUGACGAGAAGGCAGGCAAGGCUUUCAACGUCUUGUGGCUGAAUCCCAACAACCCCGACGCCUUCCCGGAGGAACUCAUGAAUGCACUGCCGGAGGAGCCGGUGGUCGCAAAGACGCGUCGGCGACAAGAGCAGGAGACCAUCGAGGCCCGUUUGCGCAAGCAAAUGAAGGCCGAUGCGCUGCAGCCUUUGUCUCCCGAAGAUGACUCUCCUUCUAAAGUGGCAGAAAGGGAUCAGGCGCAGCUAACGCCGGAGCAGUUAGAAGAAGCUGUCAAGUUCUUGAGCCAGAGUGCUCAGCAGCGGCUGGCGGCAGUUUUGUCAUAUUUGCGAUCCGAAUACUCGUACUGUUUCUGGUGCGGGUGCCAGUACAAUGACGCCGAAGAUUUGCAGCAGAACUGCCCCGGCGAGAACGAGGAAGAUCACGACUGA
Gloeophyllum trabeum ATCC 11539 is the source of this 1107-nucleotide messenger RNA. RefSeq lists its product as uncharacterized. The transcript has 4 exons. Gene Ontology annotation, cellular component: kinetochore. The coding region runs from base 1 to 1107 and encodes 368 amino acids. Gene Ontology annotation, molecular function: nucleic acid binding. The record is from RefSeq and is a predicted model, not a curated record. NCBI's taxonomy places the organism in Eukaryota, Fungi, Basidiomycota, Agaricomycetes, Gloeophyllales, Gloeophyllaceae.